Messenger RNA from Parnassius mnemosyne (clouded apollo), 840 nucleotides. The record is from the annotation of a GenBank genome assembly. Lineage: Eukaryota; Metazoa; Arthropoda; Insecta; Lepidoptera; Papilionidae.
AUGGAAAGGAACAUUUUGAUAUAUCUGACAAUUUUAACGGUGAUUGAGUGUUCAAAAAAUUUAGGAAAAAUCUGUGAUUUGGUAACGGAUGACUUACUGAAGCAGUGCUAUCUACGGGAGACCUUGGUGUCAUUGAGCCACAGCCCCAAUCAAUUGGCUGUAAAUAAACUCACAAACACUGUCUACUUCAGUUAUGAUUCCGGACAAGGAGAGUACAUCCCUGCUGCGGUUCAGAUCGACACAAAGAAGGUGACAAUCUUGAAGGGUGUCAAAGACGCCUUUGCUGUUACUAAUGACCCGAUCAACAACGAAAUGUAUUUCGGAGGCAGCAACGGAAUUUACAAGUACAACCCGGCACUGCAAAGCCUAAAACGACUGACAUUGAAAAAUCUUGACAUUUGGUGGUUGUUUUUCAAGAGACUAAUUUAUUUUAUCAGAUUUCCUAGCUUAAACGUGUACUACUAUCACAACAGAUCAGUAAAACCACUCAUUCCACUCAAGAACGUAACUGUCAAUCAAUUUGUACUAGACAAUGAUGAGAAUAUAUUCUUCAUUAACGGCACAGGCUUAUAUGGAAUCAAAAAUGGUAAAAGUGAUAUAAUAUUACUUAGGGACAACCCUCGAUUCUUAGGAAUGGCUGCGAAUAACAAAGGGCACGUAUAUUUGUGUAGUGAAAACGAAAUAUUUGUUAUAAGUAAGAUGAUUCAAAAAGUGAAGAAAAUAGUGAAUAUACAGGGUGUAUUGGGAAUGACAUUCGACAAAGACAAUAAUAUGAUUUAUUCGGACUCUCAUGAGAUCGUCCGCCUCCUACCCAUAUCAAAAAGCUUUUCCAAAUUUUAA